AUGGAAAUAGAAAUCGAAGGUUAUAAGCUACAUCGUUUAGACCGACUACACAAGAAAGGGGGCGGGGUAUGUGCUUACAUACGAAAAGAUAUUAAAUCUCUUGUACUUAAAGACCUCAGUUAUAUCUCCGAGACGAAUUUCCAUCAAUUAUGGAUCAAAUUACAGCACAAAAAAUCUAAGUCACUGUUGGUCUGUGUCUCUUAUCGACCCCCAGACAGCCCGCUUGACUGCUUCGAAAAAUAUUUUAAACCUAAUUAUGUUCAUGCCCUGACGAUGGGAAAGUUGAUCAUUCUUCUUGGAGACCUAAACUGCGAUAUGCUUAAGCCCACACCUGGAUCAGCGUCUUUGAUCAAGACGACAAAAGAACUCAACCUUAACCAGUUAAUAAAAUCACCAACAAGAAUUACUGAAUCCAGUCAGACCCUCGUCGACGUUAUUUUCGUAUCCUCGCCAAGACUAGUAGUCAACAGCGGCGUCAUAGAAACCUGUAUCAGCGAUCAUUUCCCUGUGUAUGUAUCACUAAAACUUAAAACCGACAAAUCUCCACCAAACUAUAUCACUACCCGCAGCUACAAUAAAUACGACCCUGAUUUGUUCGCGAUCGAUCUGGCAUCCAACCGUGAUCGUCUUGUUUCCAUUUUCAGAAUGGACAAUGUUGAUGAAAAACUAACCAUUUUUAAUGAAAUAUUUUUAAAUACAUUGGAUAAACACGCCCCAGUAAAGACCAUAAAAGUACGCGGAAAAUCUUGCCCAUUUAUCACCUCGGAAAUAAAAGCAUCCAUGAUCAAAAGAGACCAGCUCCACAGUCUUUUCAGGAAAACACGUGAUCAUUAUGAUUGGCUUAAUUUCAGAGAGGCCCGCAAUUUUACAAAAACCGCACUUGUUAAUGCACAGAAAGAACAUGUACUGAAGGAAGUUCAGCAACACAGAAACAAUACUGGGUCACUUUGGAAGGUAAUUAAAGAAAAUAUAGCGUAUAGGGAAAGAGAGUCAGUGGUCUACAGUAAGGAACCGAAAUUAGUGGCCGAAGAGUUUAAUCAUUUCUUUUCCACCAUCGGUGUGAAUGCAGCAAAGAAAGCCUCAACACUAAUACAAGAUCCUAGUGUUUAUCCAGCUCGGAAUCUUUCUGACGUAAAUCGCACAGAUAACAGCUACCCUGAAGAAAAUGAUAGAUUUAGUUUCACCCCAGUCUCUUGUUCAGAAAUAAGGAACAUCAUAUUAGCUAUGCCGUCAAACAAAUCACCCGGCAAAGACAAAGUGAGUAUGCGUGUCAUCAAACACAGCCUACCGGUAAUUCUUGGGCCCCUCACCGAUAUCAUUAACUGUUCACUGUCGUCAUCUUCGUUCCCUAUAGCAUGGAAAGAGGCAGAAGUUAUCCCUUUGUUAAAGGAUGGAAACCACGAGGAAGCAUCAAAUAACCGCCCACUUUCUCUCCUUACCUUUCUUUCGAAAAUUUGUGAAAAGUCGCCUUGA
Messenger RNA from Paramuricea clavata, 1473 nucleotides. NCBI's taxonomy places the organism in Eukaryota, Metazoa, Cnidaria, Anthozoa, Malacalcyonacea, Plexauridae. The record is from the annotation of a GenBank genome assembly.